AUGGACGCGUGCCCCACGACGGCAUCCAAGGGCACGAGACGAGCGCGACAAAAGCGCGACAGACGAUGCGAGCAAGCUCGCAAUUCAAAAGACGAAAGCGACGGAUCUUUAGGUGGUCUUCUUGUUGAGGGUCUUGGUGGCCAUGUCCUUGCCCUGCUGGACGAGCUUGUUAACGGUGGGUCCCAAGCUCUUGGCGUGAGCCUCGCCGGCCGUGUACAGGUUGGCGGCGGUCUCGUCGAUGACGGCCUCGUGCUUGUCGAGCUGCGGCUCCAGGACGAUGUGGUAGAUGCGCUCGUAGCCCUUGGUCAUGGGAAGCACCAGGAACGCGAUGAGGCCGAUCUUGAGGAUGUUCCACAUGGGCACGCGCGUGCUCAGCAGCGGCUCGAUGAUGAGCCCGGCGAACGCGACCACGGCAAGCACGAGCCAGUACUUGAGCCAGGCUUGUUGCUUGGGCACGUCCGCGCGCUUGACAGCCUUGAACGAUUGGUAGCCGGGGUACAGCAGGCCCAGGGAUGUGAUGGCGACUCGGGUCAUAUAGUCAGCAAGCGACAUGUUGGAGAUGGGAGGGGAGGAGUGGAGAGGGGGAAAAUGGGGCGGUGA
This is a messenger RNA of Chondrus crispus (carragheen), 600 nucleotides long. RefSeq lists its product as hypothetical. Lineage: Eukaryota; Rhodophyta; Florideophyceae; Gigartinales; Gigartinaceae. The record is from RefSeq and is a predicted model, not a curated record. The transcript has a single exon. Bases 1 to 600 code for a protein of 199 amino acids.